AUGCAAAAUAAAUAUUUUCUGCUGUUUGUGGUAAUUUGCAUCGCCACACACACAGCCGCCUCUUCUCUACAUGCUUUGAAGGAUCGUUCCCAACAGCUACUAGACAGCAUUGGGCUGCGUGUCAAUCACGUCAAUCCACUUCGACCGAUAAGAAAUGGGGUCCCAGACUACACAGAUAUUGAUCGCAGUUUUCGACAAUUGCUGCUCAUAUUUCGUGGAAUCUUCUUAGGCUCGGCCCUGAAUGGUGUUGAGGCGCUCUACAGAAGCAGCAUGCAUGAGGGCAAAUUGCAAGAUCCGAUUCCCAAGCAUGUUCCGUUUCCCUGCCCGCUGAAUAACACACGAUCCACUAGCACCCCGAUCUCUGUGGAACGUCUGCGGCCUGGAGAUAUAGACAUCGUGGCCGCCAUAGGCGACUCCUUGUCUGCUGGCAACGGCAUUAUCUCCCGCAGUGUUAUUGACGUCCUUAACGAGUUUCGGGGUUUUUCGUUUUCUAGCGGAGGUUUAGGCACCUGGCGCACGGCUCUGACGCUGCCCAACAUAUUGAAAGUCUUCAAUCCGAAACUCUAUGGCUAUGCUACGGGCCACAGUCUGGUUGCAAACCAUGAAACUUCGCAUUUUAGCAUUGCAGAGCCCAUGAUAAUGUCGCACGAUCUGUUGUAUCAGGCACGUGUGAUCAUCGAUCUGAUGCAACGCGAUCCACACGUGGAUAUGAAACGACACUGGAAGCUGCUCACCGUGUUUGUGGGUAACAACGACCUCUGCUCUGACAUCUGUCACUGGGAUGAUCCGCAGAAGUUGAUCGAUCGCCAUGCACAAGAUCUGCGCCAAGCUUUUCGCCUGCUACGGGACAAUGUGCCGCGGCUGCUCAUCAAUUUGGUGGCAGUGCCCAAUAUUUUGCUCGCCGUGAGGCACAUAAAAGUAGUGCCCAUCCAAUGUUUUUUAGUGUAUCGUGUUGCAUGCAAUUGCCUAUUGAGCGAUCGGCUGACUGCUGCAGACAUGAAGCAGAGAUAUAACAUUAUUCGGCGCUGGCAACAGGUGGAUCUGGAGGUAGCACGUUUGGCUGAGUUUCAUCGAAUGGAUUUUGCAAUUAUAGCUCAUCCUGGGAUUACAAAUCUGACCACGCCCUUGCUGCCAAAUGGCAAUACGGAUUGGCGCUAUUUCUCCCAUGACUGCUUCCACUUCAGCCAGCGCUCACACGCAGCAGGUGCGAAUCUGUUGUGGAACAGCAUGUUCCUGCCGGACGAACAGAAACCGCGACCCAUCAAACUGCCAGAGCCUUUCGAAAGAUUCAUGUGUCCCAGCAAUGAGCAGCCUUUCUUUGUGGUGCGACCCAGCUGAUAGCGCUGAGAUUCGAAAAGAAUAUAAUUAGGAUAUUAUAUUUUUGAUCUGCUAAAUUAUUAUUGUAAAUAGUCUAUGAAUUUCAUGAAUA
This is a messenger RNA of Drosophila hydei, 1429 nucleotides long. RefSeq names its product phospholipase B1, membrane-associated-like. Gene Ontology annotation, molecular function: glycerophospholipase activity. The coding region runs from base 1 to 1338 and encodes 445 amino acids. The record is from RefSeq and is a predicted model, not a curated record. Lineage: Eukaryota; Metazoa; Arthropoda; Insecta; Diptera; Drosophilidae. The transcript has a single exon. Gene Ontology annotation, biological process: phospholipid metabolic process.